AUGUUCCCAAAACGACACCAUCUCUGCAGAAAAAUGCAAUAUCUAACACCUCUCAGCACUCUAGGGGCGCUGUUCCUAGCCGGGACAGCAACUAUCUCCGCAAGGGGAGAGCAAGCCGGCAAGUACACAGAUGUCGUUACGAACAUCCGCUUCCGCGGCAAUAUUGAACCAUCAAGCUUCACAUUCGGCCUGAUGACGCCCCAGGAGCCAACGACCGACUUCGUCGCGCAGAUCGUUGCGCCCCUGGUGGACGGUGCCGGAUGGGGCGGCGUCAGUCUCGGGAACUUCAUGACCGGUCCGCUCCUGGUUGUCACAUUGGCCGACGGCGACAAGGUAAUGACCGCCGGCCGCGUACCAACGAAUACAGCAUAG
Molecule: messenger RNA, 372 nt
Organism: Chaetomium globosum CBS 148.51
Lineage: Eukaryota; Fungi; Ascomycota; Sordariomycetes; Sordariales; Chaetomiaceae
Exons: 2
Coding region: 1-372 (123 amino acids)
Source: RefSeq, a predicted model, not a curated record